This is a messenger RNA of Candoia aspera, 1294 nucleotides long. It is a transcript of the gene HSPB2, whose product is annotated as heat shock protein family B (small) member 2. Gene Ontology annotation, biological process: protein refolding; response to heat; negative regulation of apoptotic process. NCBI's taxonomy places the organism in Eukaryota, Metazoa, Chordata, Lepidosauria, Squamata, Candoiidae. The transcript has 2 exons. The coding region runs from base 107 to 652 and encodes 181 amino acids. Gene Ontology annotation, cellular component: cytoplasm; nucleus. Gene Ontology annotation, molecular function: structural constituent of eye lens. The record is from RefSeq and is a predicted model, not a curated record.
CCUCCCGGUGGAAUUUGCCUGACCCAGGCGUCCAAGCCGGCCGCAGACUUCCCCAGGAAGGCAGUGGGGAGCAGGCACUUCAAGACAGCCUUCUCCCCAGGAAGCUAUGGCUCGGCAGCACAGCAUCCCACACGCCUACCCCACGAGUGCAGAAUAUGAGUUUGCCAACCCCAGCAAGAUUUACGACCAGAAUUUUGGGGAAGGCAUUUCCCCCGGCGAUAUUCUGGCUCCAACCUUGUAUCACGGUUACUAUAUCAGGCCUCGGAUUAACAAACAGUUGGAACGAGGGAUUUCAGAGGUCACCCUCAACGAACACAAAUUCCAAGUGUUCCUUGAUGUCUGCCAUUUCACCCCCGACGAAAUCGCUGUCCGCACCGUGGACAACCUCCUGGAGGUGACAGCACAGCAUCCUCAGAAGGUCGACCGGCAUGGAUUCAUCUCCCGUGAAUUCACCCGGACAUACGUCCUCCCCUUGGAUGUCGAUCCCUUGCUGGUCAAAGCCACUGUGACCCACGAUGGCAUCCUGAGCGUUGAAGUCCAGCGAACAGGGAAGGAAGUGAAGGCCAAAGUCAACGAGGUGACAGUAACGCACCAAGGAAAGGAGGACAUUCAGGGGGAAGGAGGACGUUCAGGGGAGACACUGGAUCCCUAAAACAUCCUUCCAGUACGGCCCAGUUCAGGCCAGAUUGAGUAGGUGAGUCUGGAAGUGGUCUUUCAGGACCACCAAAGGCCAGCCUAGUUAGUCUCAUUGGCCUUAUCUUCUCUGCCCCAAACAUGCAGUGCUUUUAUUCCAAGAAGCCUUCUCCCACAGGACGCUCAGAGCUACAGCUUAUUGGAAUGCCAAGGACGAUCUUUUCAGAUUUCUCCUAACCUUCUUUCAUCCAAAUAUAAUUCCCAGGAUUACGAUGGAAGACAGUAAAGGCUAUUGCACCAGUCUGAAGCCUGAGAUAUGGAUAGCCCCCUCCCCCCCCUUUUUUUUUCAUUUUAAACGGGUGCUGUAACUCCUACCACUUUUCAGCCAGCGUGGUAUGCUGACGGGCGUUGUGGUCCAACCCACUGGGAAGACCCAAAGGUCCAGGAAGGCGGCACUCAAAAUAUUGCCGGCCUUGGACAGUGACAAAUGGUCAAGCCCUUUCUCCGCUGGAGAGUUAGCUGCCCUUUUGAGCUGGGCUUCGUUUGACGACCCAUCAUAAUCCCUACGAUUUUCAAAGCAAUCAACCAUUGUCAUUUUGGAGUACUGUAACUCUAUUUACGGCCCUUUCUUUUGUUCUUGACUGCUUUUACUCAUCUGGUG